Messenger RNA from Hibiscus syriacus, 376 nucleotides. Its product is annotated as protein NIM1-INTERACTING 2-like. Lineage: Eukaryota; Viridiplantae; Streptophyta; Magnoliopsida; Malvales; Malvaceae. Gene Ontology annotation, biological process: regulation of systemic acquired resistance. The transcript has a single exon. The coding region runs from base 1 to 324 and encodes 107 amino acids. The record is from RefSeq and is a predicted model, not a curated record.
AUGGAGGGGAAGAAGAGGAAGUCGGAGGUGAAAGGCACCGUCCCUGGAGGAUCUCUGAAGAGGGGGAGAGGGGAGGAGACGACCGUGACGGAGGAGGAGGUGGAGGAAUUCUUCACUAUCCUUGGCCGGAUACACGUGGCGGUAGAUUAUUUCAAGAAACGUGACGGUGACCUACGAGACUUGACGGAUUUGAGGAAGGUAGGGUCGUUCAGUUUGGGAGGGAACGUCCAAGGAAACGGCGGCCAGGAGAAGGCAGCAAACACGGAGGAGAAUGUGGGUUUGGAUUUGAAUGCUGAUCCGGAUACGAUUUCAGACCCGGUUUAACGUUAAUCACAGGUUCAUAAGCUACAUUAUUAUUGUUACUAUUAUGUUUACA